AUGAGCUCCUAUUUUGUAAACUCAUUUUGCGGUCGCUAUCCAAAUGGCCCGGAGUACCCGUUACAUAAUUAUGGAGAUACGAAUGCCGUGAGCGAGCAAUUCAGGGAAUCGGCCAGCAUGCAUUCCGGCAGGUACGGCGGCUACGGCUACAAUGGUAUGGAUCUCAGCGUCGCCCGCUCUGCUUCCAGCCACUUUGCGCCAGGGGGGGCCACAGAGAGAGCUCGCGGCGGCAGUUACCCCUCCAGCGCCAGCACCAACGCCAGCGCCGCCACCCCCGACGCCAGGUACGCCAACCGGGCAGCGGCCGCUCACUCGCCUCCGCCUGAGUCGUUGCCUUGCGCCGCCGUGGCUGCCUCGCCUGUCAGCGGCGACACUCAUCACGGUGGGGGGAAAACCUCCACCGUUAACUCGACCACCAGCACUUCGUCCACUGGCAGCACCAGCCACCUGGGCAGAGAAGGGCUUAGCACGUCGCCGGUCGCCCAGGAGGAUCCUCCCGCCAACAGCGAGCAGGCGACCUCCCAGCAGAACGACCAAAACGCAGCGCAACAGGGUCCCCAGCCCCAGAUCUACCCUUGGAUGAGAAAACUGCACAUAAGCCAUGACAACAUAGGGGGGCCCGAAGGGAAAAGGGCUCGGACUGCUUACACCCGCUACCAGACCUUGGAGCUGGAGAAAGAGUUUCACUUCAAUAGGUACCUGACCCGCAGGAGGAGGAUUGAAAUAGCACAUGCUCUUUGCCUCUCAGAGAGACAAAUCAAGAUCUGGUUCCAAAACAGGCGUAUGAAAUGGAAAAAGGAUAACAAGCUGAAGAGCAUGAGCAUGGCAGCUGCAGGAGGAGCCUUUCGCCCUUAA
Molecule: messenger RNA, 855 nt
Organism: Notechis scutatus (mainland tiger snake)
Lineage: Eukaryota; Metazoa; Chordata; Lepidosauria; Squamata; Elapidae
Source: RefSeq, a predicted model, not a curated record